AUGCUGGCGGCUGGGCCCGACCACCAGAAAGCCAGGCCUGGGUGGAGCCGCCGCCAUCCUAGAGCCAGAGGGCGCUGCGAUCCCAAGUUUCCCAUCCACCUCUCCCCCAGCCCCCCCGCCCCGUCCGGACUGGGCCGGCCUGGGCCGGGCUGGGCAAGGGCGGGCGGCGGGGGUGGAGGCGCAGGCUGGGCGCAAAGGUUGGUGUCUUCGUGCACCGACCUCAGCCGGAGGGCCCGCGGCACCAUGACGGUGGGAGCCAGGCUCCGAAGCAAGGCGGCGAGCAGUCUCCCGCGCUGCAGGCCCCUCGCCCGGGGGCGAGGGCGGACGGAGGGGGACGAGGAGGCGGCUGCUAUCCUGGAGCAUCUGGAGAGCGGGGCCGAGGCGGCGGAGAGCGGGGCGAGCGAGCAGCGCCCGGGGACCCGGGGCGCGCGGAGGGUGCACCUCGCGGUCCUCCCCGAGCGCUACGAGCCGCUGGAGGAGACGGCGCCGGGCGAGAAGCCCAAGAAGAGGUACCGGCAGAAGCUGAAGAAGUACGGCAAGAACGUUGGGAAGGUUAUCACCAAAGGAUGCCGCUACAUCGUGGUCGGCCUGCAGGGAUUCGCUGCUGCCUACUCCGCCCCGUUCGGAGUGGCCACCAGUGUGGUGUCGUUUGUCCGCUAGUGGGAGCUGCCUGGGCAGACUGGAAGCCUCUGUUCCGGGAACAGUGCGAAUCCGGGAGCAUCUCAGACUUGAACUCACAAAAUACUCGGAAGAAAGAAAACGUCUUGGUUGAAUUGGAUGAGUGUUUCCGAUGAGUCAUCCCCCUCCAACUGCUGAGCUCUCCACACGUCUGGGACACGGGUGGCCCUGGUGGACAAUCCCGCAGAGAAUUAGGCUGAGAUCAGGCUUGGGAUUAGGGUUAGUUCGCUAAAACCGGAGCUGCCCGUGAAGGGGGCAGGGGCUGGUGUGGAGACAAACACUUGACAGAAGUCCGCGCUCUGGGUGGGUAGCAGAGUGGUGAUUAGGGACACGGAUGGGGGAUUUGCAUCUGGAGUGAGCUGAUUUGCUCAAUUCUAGAAAGCGCACAGGCUGACGGGACUCCCAGCCCUUAGGUGCUUCGGUUCUGAGGACACCCAAGGAACUGUUUGUUCCUGAAGUCAUCCCCCCAUCUCCUUCCUGUACCCCUUUGCCACAAGGAGUUUUAAUUACAGGCUUGAGAAGAAGGAAGGAAGAAAAACCUCUUUGAAGGCUACGAUGCUUUGAAAACUGUGUUGACGAUGUGUCAUGACUGUUUCAAGUAGAUGAAGGCUUGUCACUUUCACCUUCUCUGACAUGAAUGUGGAGGUGGUGAUGAGGGUGGUAGGAUCUGCAAGUUCAGGUGCAGGUUGUUUGAGGGAGAGAGCACUCCUGAGGGCUGCCGGGCCCAGUCCAGCCCAGUCCAGCCCAGUCCAGCCCAGUCCAGCCCAGCCACAUGGAGCUGGCCAGACUCUCCGGCAGGCAGAUGGCUGGCCUCCUGACUCAGCUGCCUGGGGUACCAUCAGCCCCCUCGUCCUCGACAUCAAGCCGACGAAGGGUGCUCUCUCUGGGGAGAGAGGGAGGUGCUAUACCUGGAAAUGAAAGUGUAUUAUUUAGAGAAGGAACCAGAAGGUAGGAGACAGGUACGAAGGAAGCAGAAGAAGGAUGCUGGACGAGAGAAGCGGAAGCACAGGUGCCAGGUCUGCGUUAUCAGCGCUGGAAAAUCUUAAGCUCUGGGCGGGGUCCGGGGGAGGCUGGGUGACCAGAGACACCGUGCUGGUGCUUCCAGACCCUCUGAGGCCUGUGAGCUCACAUUGGCUGCCUUUGGAGCAGCCUUUCCUCUUCCGUGCUGCCCAGUUUGACGUCAUCUCAGCUGGAUUCAAAGUUAGGGUGGGCGAGGGUCCCAGGCCUGGAGGGUGACCCGUGGACUGCCACUGGACCAUCGGACAGGGGGAUGCCCACUGCCAGCAUCCAUGAUAGGUCCCUGUUCUGACCUGGUUUCCAGAAUGUCCCGAAGUCCAAAAUAGUUAUUACGGACCAGUCUGCAGGAUUGGUGGCAACACCUGCUUGUUGCCCUGUGAAGUUUCCCGGGGCAGGGAAAUGAGGGCUCAGUGCUCGUGCUUCACCCGUCAAACCCAACCAGGUGGCACCGGGAAGUGGAGAAGUUUGGAAGACAGACAGAUGGACAGAAAGAGGAACGAGUGGAGGAGAGCGUUGUAGCCGGGAAGCCAGAUUGUGCUUCACGUUCUGGAGGCUCGUGUUGAAGAUGAACUUGGACCCAAUUCCUGCAUCAUUAAUAUCGGUGAGGAAAAGAGAAAACAAAUGGUCUUGUUUUAGCUCAAAUGAUGAGAGUUGAUGGUGGAACAUUUUCACACAUGUACGAUAAUUAGAGCGUGCCUGGCCACGCUGGGAGUCAGGGAAGAGAGGCAACAUCCGUGGAAGAAAAAGCAAAGCAUCGUCUUGGGGGAAAGAGAGUCAGGCCUGCGCGACCUGCUGGUCACAGGAAAGGCAGACGGGAAGAAGGAGCCUGUGUGGGUUUGAGGACGCCUGCCCGGUGGCCCAGUGCUGCUGGCCUGCCCCCAGAGAAGCCCGUGGAGUCUCCCAGGGGAUGUAAAAGUGUGACCUGGGAGGGACGAGAGCGGCUGAAGCCUGUCCAAGGGAGAAUCGCCCCCGCUUAUCCCCAAAUUAGAGACAUUAUAAGGCCAAGCACAUUUGUCCCUCAACGUUUUAGAAUUCUGGUUAAGAAUUAAUCCAGAAAUUUCAAAAGUCAAAACCUUGCAGGGAUGGUCCUGGGAGCCAGAUUCGUGUGCACAGAAGAUGAACUGCUGUAAACUGUCACUCAGCUGAGUUGUCAUUUCCCCCGAGACAAGGCGCCCAUGCUGCAGAUGACCUUUUCACCUUUUCUUUCUCUUUAGUUUUUAAAAAAAUAUAUCAGCAUCCACACCCUACUAAAAAUUGAGUUUUAGAACCUUCCCUUUACACGAUUGACCAAGAGGCUUCUUUUGUAUGCUUUUCUUCCAUAUCCUGUGAAUAAAAGCCCCAAUUUGUCUA
This is a messenger RNA of Lagenorhynchus albirostris (white-beaked dolphin), 3045 nucleotides long. It is a transcript of the gene C2H1orf115, whose product is annotated as chromosome 2 C1orf115 homolog. The record is from RefSeq and is a predicted model, not a curated record. NCBI's taxonomy places the organism in Eukaryota, Metazoa, Chordata, Mammalia, Artiodactyla, Delphinidae.